Gregarina niphandrodes is the source of this 2463-nucleotide messenger RNA. RefSeq lists its product as hypothetical. The coding region runs from base 1 to 2463 and encodes 820 amino acids. The record is from RefSeq and is a predicted model, not a curated record. The transcript has 2 exons. Lineage: Eukaryota; Apicomplexa; Conoidasida; Eugregarinorida; Gregarinidae.
AUGUUGGCGACGGAGAGUAGGAGGAAGACAGAGAAGAGGCUGCUAUCGGCCGGUGCGAGUGUUCUCGCCGUGGCGAGUGUUCUCGGGGAUGGUGUGUGGAUGGAUUGGGCUGAACGGUAUUGGGAAUUGUUGGGUCCAGAAAAGUUUGGUCAGUUGAAGACGCACUUGUCCCCGGAUCCGUGGAGAAGGCGGAAGCACUGGCGCACGUUUCUGCAACAGCCUUCGAACUCGGUGCGCUUCGACCAGUGGACCUUGUUGCGUAACGAAGAGGGUACGCGUCCGCUUUACAUCCCCACACUGCCGACCCCAACCCAAUUGGGUAGCCGCUUGUUAUGCUGGAGCUUAAAAAAUCGAGUGAAGGCCGGCCCGAAGACCGGCGCGAAGCCGGAUUCGAACGCACGCGUGGAAACGGCGUCGGGUACAGAGUUCGCGGGUGUGUGCCUCGCGGGUGCACCGCCUGGCUACGACGCGUACUGUACAGUGCGGAGUACGUUGCCGGAGACGGGGUGGGAAAACCUGCGGCGAGUAACGCCGGCAACGUUCAAUGAGUGCAACCUGGCGUACGUGGAGGUGGGUGGGGUGAUUUCGUCAUGUUUUGGAGAGCCGUACGGCACGGUGGACGUAGAAGUGCGGGAAGAGGUGGAGCACCAGCUGGGGCGAGGGGCAAGUCGGUUGCGCAACUGGCUCACUGGUUGUUUAUUGAAGCAUGCCGGUGGUUCACUUACGGACUUGGCGGGGUUUUGUGCGCUCGUGCUCAAGAUCAAUCCGUCGACUCCUCAAGGGUGUGUGCGUGACCAACUUCGUGAUGGGCUAUCGAUUGAAGAGGCUACAUUGAAGGGCGCCCUAUGCUCCAAACAACUGGACUGUCUACGUUCAGGACCGCCGUGUUUUUCUGAUUACUCGCGACGUUUCAACUUUAACGAAAACCGUCUGGAAGUUUGGAAACUACGACUCGACGAUCUACCCACCGUAUCUGUCGCUGAAUACGCAACCAUGCAGCAAAGCGACUUGGACAGAAUUUUAUCUCACAGAGCACCCCCAAGCGGGCCAAUCGAACAAGAACGGGCGUGGGUCCGCCGCUACUGGGAAUUACUGAAUCCGGAAGAAUAUGCCCGACUCUCUGUCUUCGUCGACCCGGCUCCUCACCGAAGACGAGCGCGCUGGCUACGAGUCGCGCCCCAACUUAUCUCACCCACUGACGGCGAGACGGAGUGGAGCAUGAUUAGCGAGAUUGGGGACGUCGGGGACGACCGGCCUUUCUAUAUUCCUGAGUUGGGUGUGAUGAAGACGAUGGCUCGGUCGCGUGGAUACUUCUGGGGGCGCGACUACGAGGCGUAUAGAGCGUUACAUGGUUUGCUCGGAAGAGACAAGUGGGCGAAGUUGCGGGCGGUGAAGCCUGCGCACUUCUUGCGGUGCGCACAGGGCUACCUCAGGCUGGCUGCAGCGUUUCAUCGAUGCUACGUCGCCCCUUUCGGCAUCCUGGACACUCCGCUGCUCACUUUUAUCGCACGGGAGAUGAAGAUACCCACACGCGAACCGCGUUUCGCAUACUGGAUCAGUGGUUGUCUUUUACAAUAUUGCGAAAUGCCCUUCGAAGAUCUCCUCCGCUUCUGCGACAACCAUUUUCGGUUUACACCCGUACCUUCCGCACGAGACGUUACCGCCCUUCAAAAUUCAGUAUGCGUCGACAUGCACGCCACAGCACAAGCGCUAGCCCAUCUGCCAGUCUUGACGAUCGCCGAGUAUUGCGGCCUCGAAGUAGGCGAGCACAACCGGCGUGAUGAGUACAACCUGCCCAAGUUUGGCGGAUCGGAAAGACCGACACGCAAAAGGCGCCACACCUCGAACCACACAGACAACGGUUCGAAUCUCGAAAAUGCCACUAAAGAAUUUUACGAAAACGGAAAGCAGCACGGGAACGCCGCGGAACCGUGGCUCCAACAACUACCUACUUCGUGGAGCAAGUGGCUGGAAACGCCUCAGGUCCAAGAACUGGCGGAGUUGCCAGCGGUCAAGUACGUUUGCACGAACCACUGGCCACAACUCUCCCGCUGCAUCGCCACGCUAGCAAGAGAGGAAAGCGAAGAACGUGUUGACACAUUUUCCGUGGAGAUGUUCUUCUGGAAGAAAGGAGUGAAAAACGAAGCGAAGAAGCUGGCAGUAGCUGAGCAGCGGCCGGUGGAGUACCACGCAGCAGUGCAGUACAUCCCCCACUCAGGGCCGGUGGCCAUGUCCAAGAAGGAACGGCACGAAUUAAAGAAGAGUCUGCGCAAACAAAGAGAAAGAAAAGCGAACCCCACAAGUGUCUCUCUCGGAGCCGCUCUGGAUAUGAAGACCCCUGAGCAACAGGCCAGUAAAAUGCAGAGUCUCAUGGCACACCAACAGCCAGUACAUCUCCAGGCCCAAACUGUCGUGCUCCCGACGGGCGCAUCCAGCAAUUCAACAAUCAAACACAAAAAGUAG